GCGGCAGGCCAACAGCCGCGAAGUUGCUAGGUAAUAAAGUAAGCUUUGUAUUUCUGCUACCAAUCAAAUAAAAGUAUAGACUUGUCCAAUCGUCGCUGUAUUUAACCAUAUACGGACAUAGGGUUGUACACAUGAACAGGAAGGAAAAAGAAUAGCGGUAGAAGGAAACCAAGUGAAGUUUUUUUGGAACUACGAAAUUUUAAAUUAGAUGUUCAUGUUCCCAAAAAACGGGACAUUUGUCAAAAAAGAGAACAAUCCUAUAAAUUUAGAAGACGAGACUGGUAAGUUGUCAAUGCCUUAUGUUAUUCACUUAAAAAUAUGUCUUUAGUUUCCCAUUAUGUGAUACUUUAGUUAUUUAAUCAGGGUUGUCAACUUUGGUCAGGUGGCUGGCGUGAGAUAUUCAAUUCGAGACAAGUCUGCACACGAAUCCACACGCAUUUACAUGAAUGUAACAGUUUUAUUAUCUUGUAAAUAGUCAGUAGGUUUUACAAACUACGCCAGUGCUUUUGAUGUAGCUAAUUUUAGGCUUAUAAUGGAACAAUAUAGAUUUGUAAGAUUUGUUGCGUGAGGGUGAGACUCUGAAAGCGCGAGUGUCACGCCAGAUGCUUGAGGUUUAGCGACCCUGAUUCGCCCCGUCUGCGAGCAAGACCCUUAACCCCGAGCAACAAGUGGCUGCCCUCUCGCUUACAGAGAGCAAGCUGGGGGAGAAUUUCCCCACGGGGAUCAAUAAAGUAUCAAUUCUUUUUUUAUUACUGUAUUAUAUUAUUAAUACUCUGUGUACGAUUUUGAUGGCUAAUGUUCAUAACGGCAGUAGUUUUAGAACAAAUUUUUAGAUCAAAUUCUCUCUGGGCACAUGUAAAUAUUAGCAGUUUAAUUAAAGCCUAUUGAAAAUGUAUUGCUAGCUUAAUCUCAUCAAUAUGGAUAGCAAGUCAUAAUAAUGUAAUAAUACACAGUUUAUAAAUGUAUGCAAAACAUUGAAAAACAGUUUAGCAGCUCUGUUUAGCAGCAUAAGUUAAAAUAAGAAAUAAGAACAACACACAAAAAGAGACAGCCAUCCUAAUACAGUGUGAGUGUCUGAGUACAAUGUGUACAAUAUGUCAGUCCGAGGUAGUGUGUGCUUAAUGACCUGCCCUAAGCAUAGUACUGCAUAGAAGACAGUCAUUCAACGAAGUGGAUAUUAUUUCACAGAAACAGGGUGCGGGAUGGGCGCAUUUGACUGCCUGUGGGUAAAAGGUUUUGUUCAGUCUCUUUUUUCUUGCGUCUGCCAGAGUGGAGGGGGGGGGGGGGGGAGAAAAGGUAGUGUCCAGGGUGUGACAUCUUUGAUGACGUUGCUGGCUCCCCGGUGGAGUCUGCCAGUGUCAGCUACAGAUCCUCAGUACACACUGCGCAGCAGUAGGUUAGGAGGCUCUCCAUGGAAGAGCGGUAAAAACUGGUCAACAGCUGUUAGGGGAGGUGGGCCUGACGCAUCUUCCUGAGGAAGUACAUUGUUUGUUGUGCCUUCCCCACCUGGUGAGAAAUAUUUGUUGGACCAGGUGAGAUCGGCGGAGAUGUGGACCUCUAGGAACUUGAAGCUCUCCACCCUCUCUACCUCUCCUCCAUCAAUGUAGAGGGCAGAGUCCUCAGCCCGCUUGGCUCUCCUGAAGUCCACUAUCAUCUCCUUGGUCUUGGAUGUAUUCAGUUCCAGGUUAUUACUGUCACACCAUUGCCUCAGCUGCUGGAACUCCUCCCUGUAAGCUGAUUCAUCGUUGUUGUCAAUCAGUCCUAUAAUGGUGGUGUUGUCAGCAAAUUUGACAAUGGUGUUUCUGGUAUGAAUGGGAAAUCAGUCAAAAGUGAAAAGGGAAUAGAGGAGGGGAUUGAGGAUGCACCCCUGUGGCGUGGCUGUGUUUGGGAUGAUUAGAAGAGGUGUGGUCUCCCAUCCUGACGUUCUAUAAUUUAAAGAUUUAACUAUAAUUUAAAAUAAAGUAAAACAAUUUUUUGUAACUCUGAAGUUGCAUAAUACAAUUUGUAAAGCCAUAAAAAUGCUUGUUCAAAUUGUGCUUGUCACAUAAUUAUCAUAUCGUUUGUUAAAAUAUUUUUAGUAUAUAAACAUCAAAGCAGUAAAAAAAAACUUAAUAAAAGAGUGCAAGGGUUUUAUUGGGUCCUUUAGGUCAUGAAAAGUUUAAGAUAAACCAACAGGUAGGGGUUGUGGCAAACAGCACACUACCCAUAUGCUGCCAUCUUUGUCUUUAUUGAAUGUCAAUAGAUUCCACAAUUUAAAACUUUAUUAUUGUUAUCACAGAAAAUUCAGCCUGAUGGCUCUAUCAAAACCUGAGACUCUUUCACUGGAGUGCAGUGACCUCCCUGAUCAGGUUCUCUUUGUGGGAGAAGUAACCUUGGGUGAGAAUGCCAGAGGCAUCAUGCAACAGAAGACCGAAAAGCAGAAGCAGAAACAGAGAAUUUUAAUGGCUGUGGUUGCCCUGCUCAACUCUGGUGGGGGUAUAGUCCGUGCGGCGGUCAAGAAUGACAACUACAAGUAUGACAAAGAAAAUUUAGGCCUGGACCUAGAAGAGGCUUUGAAACAGCUGGUUAAUCCUUCUGCUGUAGAAGAUUACUUUGGGUUUUUGCAAAUAGGGAUGAACUUUUUCAUUUUUGUGAAAACAUGGAGCUCCACUGGGGGUCGGGUACGUCUUUGUAGUAUUGACACCGGCCUACGAAUAAGAUCUGGAACAUCAGCUUUAAAUGUUGAAAAUAAUGCAGUAACGGAGUUCUUAAGGAAGAAGAUAAAGAGAAAUUUGGCAAAAGGACAAGGUGAUGAGUCUUUGGCAAACAGAUGCCGCUUCUCGUCUGGAGUUAGACCUAAUGGUCAGCAGCUGUUUGAAAGACAGGAAGUUCAGCUUGGAGAAGAGUUACCAUUUGGGGAGAGUGUGAAUGUGGAGCUGAAGAGUUUUAGUAAUGAAAAAAACCUUCCUACAAGACUUAAAGAAAUCAUUCCAAAGUACGUAAGUGCCUUUGCCAACACUGAUGGGGGCUACCUCUUCAUUGGUGUUGAUGACAAAACAAAAAAGGUUGUUGGAUGUGGCAGAGGUCUUAACAAGGAAUCCAUAAAGACAGAAGUCGAAGUCAUGUGCCGCAAGGUUAUCUCAGUUCACUCCUCAGGCUGCACUCAGGAGAAUGACUGCUCUGUGGAAGUCCGCAUCCUCGAUGUUCUUGGGGGAAAUGCCAGUGACCCACUAUAUGUUGUGGCCAUACACAUUCCAAAGUUUUGCUGCACUGUUUUUGAAAAAGAUCCGGAUUCAUGGCACCUGGAUGGAAAAGAUGCAGGUGACUGAUCCAGAUGAUAAGGAGUUAUGUGCACAGUUUGAGAAAGUGCUCAGUCAGAAUGCUGCUCCUCCAAAAUGCAAGCCAGUCUAUGGGAUCAGAGAUGACCACCUAAGUUCUUUGCAGCAGAAAUUGUUCCCUGUUUAUGAAGGAAAAGUAACAAUAAUCCCCAAUGACCUUAAAAAACAGCAAUGGGAAAAGUAUCCAAAUCUUCAAAACUUGAUGCCAGAAGACAGUCAAGGAGUCCUGAUUCUCUCCAACAGCUGGGCGGUUGAUAUUGACAGACCAAAAAACAAGGCGAUCAUUUGUGAAGCCCUCCUGAUCUGUGAACAGGAUUACCCUAAACUUUUCUUUAUGGUGGAAAAUGGAAGCUCUGGUCUGUGGGAAUAUGCCAAGGAUACUGCCUUCCAGCUCAGACAGAAGCUUGUGAAUCUUGGAGGCUAUUCAGAAUGGGUCUGUGUGAUCCCACAACUGGUGAACUGUGAGACGGGGCAGUUAAUACCAAGAGAUCAGGGUAGUCCUGAUACUGUGAUAGAGCAUCAGUACCCAGAGUGCUACAAGCCUGAGAACAUGGGGGUAGUGCGAGCCUUACUACAGGCCCUGGUGAUUGUAGUAAUGAGCUUCACUUCAGCACUCAGCAAUCAGUUAGGGCAGGAGAUAUUAAAUUUGCUCACAGUUGAGCAGUUCGAAAUCCUUCACUCAAAAUAUGACGUAGAGGACAUGAGAAAACUGUUUGUUCAUGGUUGUCCUGGGACAGGGAAGACUGUGCUGGCAACCCUGGCAAUCAGGAAGAUUAAAAAUACAUUUAGAUGUGAAACAAGUAAUAUCCUUUACAUCUGUGAGAAAGCACCACUAAAAGAAUUUGUAGGAAAACAGAAAAUUUGUUGUACUGUAAUACGGACAGACUUCUUGAAAGAAGAAUUUCCAGAUAUUAAGCACAUAAUUGUGGAUGAAGCUCAGAAUUUCCGCCUGGAAGAAGAAAAUUGGUAUGAAAAAGCAGAAAGGAUAGUGCUACCAAAGAAUGGUGUGUUUUGGGUCUUUCUGGAUUACUUUCAGCAGAGUCACACAAAAUUCAAUGGUUUACCAUCACCCUCAAGUCAAACAAAUAAAAUAGUUUUAGACAAAUCCUUGCGGAAUAGCGUGGCUGUACACAAUGAGGUUUGCAAGCAACUUGACAGAAUAACACAAAGCACAUUUUAUUUUGGGAACGAUGUAAAGAAUCACAUGGAGAAAAUGAUCAGACAGAACAACUGCAUGUACUUAUUUCAGGGUUUUUACAAAGAGAUUACUGGAAAAGAAAACUCCAUUUUAUCCAGACUGACGUCACUGGUAGAAAAACUGCGAAGUCAAGGAAACUCUCCAAAGGAUCUUGCCAUUCUCGUUUCAACUUUGGAUGAUGUUUCCCGAUAUCAGACACAUUUAAAAAGCACAACUGACCUUCCCUUGGGAUCCGCAGAGGAAAUAGAUGAAAAAGUGGUUGUUGUUGACUCAGUUUGCAGGUUCUCUGGUCUGGAGAGAAACAUUGUCAUUGUGAUUAAACCACUGGUGUACCACUGGUAUCAUCAUCAAAUAAAUGAACAGUUUUUGGUUUCGGCCAUCUCCAGAGCUAGAAUACAACUAUAUGUUAUUUCUGCUGAACAAAGGCCCAACAGUUGGAGCUAAGUCCGAGAAAAUGUGACCAUUUUUCUUGUCCAUCCUAAAUUUUCACCCAGUGUACCUUUCUACUGUAUUUGGUUAUUGAUAUGUAUAGUUAUCUAGCAUUCCAAGCUUUGGUUACACUUUACAUUAAUUGCACCUUCAUAAUGCAUUCGUAGAACAUUCAGUGCAUCUUAAUAAUGCACUUUCAUAAUGCAUUCAGCAGAAAAGGGCUGUUUUUGAUUGUCCGUGCAUUACUUUCAGCAGUAAUAGAGUUCCAACAUACUAGACGAUUAUAUUUUAGUGUUCUAUCACUAGUACCAUGUAGAUGGAGGAAUCAGAAUCUCCAAUUUGCCCAUAAUGUGUGAGUGUUGCCACGGCCUGACAUCCCAUCCAGGGUGUUCACCUGCCUUGGGCCCCAUGCUGCCUGAAAAAGACUCCAGGGCUCCUUCUGGCUAAGUAUGUAGAUGUAAAUGUGGCUGCUGGUUAGUUUCAAAUGGUCAUUGUCACUUGGUCCGCCAUAGUUUUUUUUUCCCCUUGAUCACAUACGGUCUUGGUAUAGCGCAAAUAAAUAUUCCUGAAAUCCUC
Molecule: messenger RNA, 5520 nt
Organism: Paramormyrops kingsleyae
Lineage: Eukaryota; Metazoa; Chordata; Actinopteri; Osteoglossiformes; Mormyridae
Source: RefSeq, a predicted model, not a curated record